GUUUGGAGCUGUCGUAUCGAUUGAGUUUAUUUACCGGCGAGCGAGGGAAUAUUUCAAUCGUAGCGACCAAUUAAUAAACAAACACGUUGUCAUGUAAAUAGAGGGAUGAAUAAAUCAAUUUAAUGAUUCAACAGCAUCUGUUAGAGAACUUGUAGGCCGAUUCUGUUUGAAAGAAGUAAUUUUUGCAGAGACGAGGUCGAGAGAGCGAAAUACAACAAACGGAUUUAGAAGAAAGAACUUGAUAUCACUGUAAAGAAAUCUAGGAAGAUGCCAGGCGACGAACGACCAGAAUUUGAGCGUUUGUCAACUAAUGUUGUACCCGUUAACUAUAACAUCACCUUGACACCAGAUCUUACCAACUUUGUUUUUGAUGGAGAAGAAAAAAUCUCUGUACAGAUAACGAAAACAACCAGUACAAUAACAUGUCAUGCUUUAGAUAUAAAAGUUAAAACAGUUUAUUUCACUCCUAAAGGAUCAAGUGAUAAGUUUGAAGGUAGUAUAAAAUAUGGAUCAGCUAUAGAAGAAACAGUUACCUUUACCUUUACUACACCUUUACAGGCUGGGGAAGGUGAUCUUUGUUUAACCUAUAGUGGGGAGUUGAAUAAUAAAAUGAAAGGAUUCUAUAGAAGUCAGUAUACAACACAAGAUGGACAGACGGCUUUUAACGCAGUUACGCAUUUUGAGGCAACAGAUGCACGACGAGCGUUUCCUUGUUGGGAUGAACCAGCAGUUAAAGCUAUGUUUGAUAUUACGCUAGUUGUACCUAAAGAUAAGGUCGCUCUCUCAAAUAUGCCUGAAAAAUCCAACACACCACAUUCCAGUGAUAAAAACGUUAAGAUAGUUUCGUUUGAAACCACGCCUAUUAUGUCCACGUAUUUAAUAGCGUUUACUGUCGGAGAUUACGAUUAUGUUGAAGGAUUUGAUAAAGAUCAGAUCCGAGUUCGUAUUUAUACGCCUGCUGGUAAAAAGGAACAAGGACGAUUUGCUCUCGAUGUUGCCGUGAAAACCCUUCCAUUCUAUAAAGAUUAUUUUGGUAUUAAGUACAUGCUACCUAAAAUAGAUUUACUCUCUGUUGCAGAUUUUGCUAUAGGUGCUAUGGAGAACUGGGGUUUAUUGACGUUUAAAGAAGCGUUGAUUCUCGUUGAUCCCAAGAAUACGUCGGCUGUCAGUCGACAACAUGUAGCGUUAGUUGUAGGACAUGAAUUAGCUCAUCAAUGGUUUGGUAAUCUGGUUACUAUGGAUUGGUGGACUGAUCUGUGGUUAAAGGAAGGUUUUGCGACGUGGAUCGAGUAUCUAUGUGUUGAUUAUUGUUUUCCACAAUGGGAUAUCUGGACGUCUUUCGUUAAUGAUAAUUUAAUCCGAGCCCUUCAAUUAGAUUCCCUCCACAACAGCCAUCCUAUUGAGGUAAAAGUUGGUCAUCCAUCAGAAAUAGAUGAGAUAUUUGAUGGUAUAUCGUACAGUAAAGGUGCCUCUAUUAUCAGAAUGUUGAGUGAUUAUCUUGGUGCGGAGGAUUUUAGGAAAGGUUUGAAUAUUUAUUUAUCUCGUCAUGCCUAUAAAAACGCAGAGACAGAAGAUUUAUGGAAAGCGUUGGCUGAGUCAAGUGGUAAACCUGUUAAAAACGUCAUGGAUACCUGGACCAAACAAAUGGGAUAUCCUGUAUUAGAGGUAGCCAAAUUCACCGAAAAGUUUGUCACUAUUUAUUAA
This is a messenger RNA of Patella vulgata (common limpet), 1704 nucleotides long. Its product is annotated as puromycin-sensitive aminopeptidase. The record is from RefSeq and is a predicted model, not a curated record. Bases 268 to 1704 code for a protein of 478 amino acids. Gene Ontology annotation, biological process: peptide catabolic process; proteolysis. Lineage: Eukaryota; Metazoa; Mollusca; Gastropoda; Patellidae. The transcript has 12 exons. Gene Ontology annotation, cellular component: cytoplasm. Gene Ontology annotation, molecular function: metalloaminopeptidase activity; peptide binding; zinc ion binding.